Messenger RNA from Cavia porcellus (domestic guinea pig), 467 nucleotides. RefSeq names its product WAP four-disulfide core domain protein 18-like. The transcript has 3 exons. NCBI's taxonomy places the organism in Eukaryota, Metazoa, Chordata, Mammalia, Rodentia, Caviidae. The record is from RefSeq and is a predicted model, not a curated record. Gene Ontology annotation, molecular function: peptidase inhibitor activity. Gene Ontology annotation, cellular component: extracellular region. Bases 52 to 321 code for a protein of 89 amino acids.
UAACACUAAGGAUAUAAAUUGUCCUGUGUGCGCAACACAGCAGAGGCCAAAAUGAAGACCAGCACAGUCUUGGUUCUGGUAGCUUUUGUUGCCAUAGGGAUGGACAUGGCCUGUGCUUGGACACAUAAUCAAUCAUGGAAACGAAAACUUGGUGCCUGCCCUAAGCUACCUAAAGGAAACACUGGGUUUUGUGUUGAAACUUGCUCAGGAGAUUACUCAUGUCCCGGAGGAAUGAAGUGCUGCAGGAAUGAUUGUGGUCGUGUUUGCAAACCUUCUGUUUUCAGAAACAGUAACUCCGACAGCCAUAUGAAACAUGGGUAGGACAAGCAUAUCUAGUCCUGGAACACUUCUCAGGAAUCCAUGAAUCCGGUGCCUGCUUGCAGCUCUAGAAGAUGAGGGUCUACAAUGGUGGGGUGACUGCUUUCAAAAGCUUGUGCCCAAAUAAACUGCAUCUGUGUCAUUAUUCA